Chionomys nivalis (European snow vole) is the source of this 13070-nucleotide messenger RNA. RefSeq names its product potassium voltage-gated channel subfamily H member 5 (gene Kcnh5). Gene Ontology annotation, molecular function: voltage-gated potassium channel activity. The record is from RefSeq and is a predicted model, not a curated record. The coding region runs from base 224 to 3190 and encodes 988 amino acids. Gene Ontology annotation, cellular component: membrane. Gene Ontology annotation, biological process: potassium ion transmembrane transport; regulation of membrane potential. NCBI's taxonomy places the organism in Eukaryota, Metazoa, Chordata, Mammalia, Rodentia, Cricetidae. The transcript is spliced from 11 exons.
GCGGCCGGGGGAGCGCUACUACCAUGAACUGCUUGGUCCUCCUCCCCAGAGCUGCUCAUCCGGGUCGGGCUGGAGACACAGUCAGGGGACCCCGCCGCCGCCGCCGUGCCCCGUUUUCUUUCAUCACCAUCUCCACUACCUUUUCCUCUUCUUCUUCCACCUUUUCUUCCUGCUUCCCCCCCUCCCCCGCCGCGGAUCCUGGCCGCUGCCCUCCAGACCCAGGAUGCCGGGGGGCAAGAGAGGGCUGGUGGCGCCGCAGAACACAUUUUUGGAGAACAUCGUCAGGCGCUCCAGUGAAUCAAGUUUCUUACUGGGAAAUGCCCAAAUUGUGGACUGGCCUGUAGUUUACAGUAAUGACGGUUUUUGCAAACUCUCUGGGUAUCAUCGAGCUGACGUCAUGCAGAAAAGCAGCACUUGCAGUUUUAUGUAUGGAGAAUUGACCGACAAGAAGACCAUUGAGAAAGUCAGGCAGACUUUUGACAACUACGAGUCAAACUGUUUUGAAGUUCUUCUGUACAAAAAAAACCGAACCCCUGUUUGGUUUUACAUGCAAAUUGCACCAAUAAGAAACGAGCAUGAGAAAGUGGUCUUGUUCCUGUGUACGUUCAAGGAUAUUACGCUGUUCAAACAACCGAUAGAGGAUGAUUCAACAAAAGGUUGGACAAAAUUUGCCCGAUUGACACGGGCUUUGACAAACAGCCGAAGUGUUUUACAGCAGCUUACACCAAUGAAUAAAACAGAGACAGUCCACAAACAUUCACGACUAGCUGAAGUUCUUCAGCUGGGGUCAGACAUCCUUCCUCAGUACAAACAAGAAGCGCCAAAGACGCCGCCACACAUCAUUUUACACUAUUGUGCUUUUAAAACUACUUGGGAUUGGGUGAUUUUAAUUCUUACCUUCUACACGGCCAUCAUGGUUCCUUACAACGUUUCCUUUAAAACAAAGCAGAACAAUAUAGCCUGGUUGGUGCUGGACAGUGUGGUGGACGUUAUUUUUCUGGUUGACAUCGUUUUAAAUUUUCACACGACUUUUGUGGGGCCGGGUGGAGAGGUCAUUUCUGACCCAAAGCUCAUAAGGAUGAACUAUCUGAAAACUUGGUUUGUGAUCGAUCUGCUGUCCUGUUUACCUUAUGACAUCAUCAAUGCCUUCGAGAAUGUGGAUGAGGGAAUCAGCAGUCUCUUCAGUUCUCUAAAGGUGGUGCGCCUCUUACGCCUGGGCCGUGUUGCUAGGAAACUGGACCACUACUUGGAGUACGGAGCUGCGGUCCUCGUGCUCUUGGUGUGUGUGUUUGGAUUGGUUGCCCACUGGCUGGCCUGCAUCUGGUACAGCAUUGGAGACUACGAGGUCAUUGAUGAGGUCACCAACACCAUUCAGAUAGACAGCUGGCUCUACCAGUUGGCCUUGAGCAUUGGGACUCCAUAUCGCUACAAUACCAGUGCAGGGACCUGGGAAGGAGGACCCAGCAAGGACUCUCUGUAUGUGUCCUCCCUCUACUUCACCAUGACGAGCCUUACAACCAUAGGAUUUGGAAACAUAGCUCCGACCACAGAUGUGGAGAAGAUGUUCUCGGUAGCCAUGAUGAUGGUUGGCUCUCUUCUUUAUGCAACUAUUUUUGGAAAUGUUACCACAAUUUUCCAGCAAAUGUAUGCCAACACCAACCGUUACCACGAGAUGCUGAAUAAUGUUCGAGAUUUCCUGAAAUUGUAUCAGGUCCCCAAAGGCCUUAGUGAACGAGUCAUGGAUUAUAUUGUCUCGACAUGGUCAAUGUCAAAAGGCAUCGACACGGAGAAGGUCCUCUCCAUAUGUCCCAAGGACAUGAGAGCUGACAUCUGUGUUCAUCUGAACCGGAAGGUUUUUAAUGAACAUCCUGCAUUCCGAUUGGCCAGCGAUGGGUGCCUGCGUGCCUUGGCAGUGGAGUUCCAAACCAUUCACUGUGCUCCUGGGGACCUGAUUUACCAUGCUGGAGAAAGUGUUGAUGCCCUCUGCUUUGUGGUGUCGGGGUCUCUGGAAGUUAUCCAGGAUGACGAGGUGGUGGCUAUUUUAGGGAAAGGCGAUGUGUUUGGGGACAUCUUCUGGAAGGAAACCACCCUUGCUCAUGCUUGUGCCAAUGUCCGGGCCCUGACUUACUGUGACCUGCACAUCAUUAAGCGAGAAGCCUUGCUCAAGGUCCUUGACUUCUAUACAGCGUUUGCAAACUCAUUUUCAAGGAACCUCACUCUCACUUGCAAUCUAAGGAAGCGGAUCAUCUUCCGUAAAAUUAGUGAUGUGAAGAAGGAGGAAGAGGAGCGGCUACGGCAGAAGAAUGAGGUGACUCUCAGCAUCCCUGUGGACCACCCAGUUAGGAAGCUCUUCCAGAAGUUCAAGCAGCAGAAGGAACUGAGGAACCAGGGCUCAGUGCAAAGUGACCCUGAGAGGAGCCAGCUUCAGGUAGAGAGCCGCCCUUUGCAGAAUGGAGCCUCCAUCACAGGUACCAGUGUGGUCACCGUGUCACAGAUCACCCCCAUCCAGACUUCUCUAGCCUGUGUGAGAACCAGUGAGCCCCUUAAGCAGAACAACCGUGACGCCAUGGAACUGAAGCCCAAUGGCGGUGCUGAGCAGAAAUGUCUCAAAGUCAGCAGCCCCAUCAGAAUGAAAAAUGGAAAUGGGAAAGGGUGGCUAAGAUUGAAGAACAACAUGGGGGCUCACGAGGAGAAAAAGGAAGACUGGAAUAACGUCACCAAGGCUGAGUCGAUGGGGCUGUUGUCAGAGGACCCCAAAGGUAGUGACUCAGAGAGCAGUGUGACCAAGAACCCGCUAAGGAAAACAGAUUCUUGUGACAGUGGAAUUACAAAAAGUGACCUUCGUUUGGAUAAAGCUGGCGAGGCCCGAAGUCCUCUGGAACACAGUCCUAUCCAGGCAGAUGCCAAGCAUCCUUUUUACCCCAUCCCUGAGCAGGCCUUACAAACCACACUGCAGGAAGUAAAACAUGAACUCAGAGAGGACAUCCAGCUGCUGAGCUGCAGAAUGACUGCCCUGGAAAAGCAGGUGGCAGAGAUUUUAAAACUACUCUCAGAGAAAAGUAUACCCCAGACCUCCUCUCCAAAGCCCCAAAUGCCACUCCAAGUACCUCCCCAAAUACCAUGUCAGGAUAUUUUUAGUGUGUCAAGGCCUGAGUCACCUGAAUCUGACAAAGAUGAAAUCAACUUUUAAUAUAUAAAUAUAUAUACAUAUAUAUUUGUCAAUAUAUUUAAAAUGGUAUAUACAUCUAUAUACAUACGUGUGUAUAUAUAGUAUAUACAUAUAUAUUUUCACUUGCUUUCAAUAUGAUGAACACAAUAUGGAUUUUGAUAUGUACAUACUGCAUGUCCAGCUGGAUUCUGGCCUGCCAAAGAAGAUUAUUCAAAACAUAGAUAUUGCUUGUAUAUUAUGCAGUUGACUGCAUGCACACUUUACAUUUAUUUAUAAUCUCUAUUCUGUAAUUAAAAAAAAGUAUGAAUUUUGUUAACUAAGGCAAUGUAAUCUUUGAAGAAUCAGGGUCCAACCUGCCAAUGUUGCCAUGACAAACUUGAUCUCAGGCUGAGUAUAUCGAGCUGUCAUUUCUUCACUAUUCUGUUUAUUUAAAAUUAUAGAUUAAUGUCAAGGGAGAGUUCAGCUUCUGAAGCUGUCAGACCAUUUUACGAUCUCAUGCCAUAGGGUAUUUUUCUGUAACUUAGUGUUAGGUUCUUUUUCCCUACAGGCAACGUUUGCUCCAUUGAAAUGACUGUGUUUUUGCCUACAUCUGAUGCCAGUGUCGGAUACUGAGAACUUACUGCUAUGGGUUUUGUGCAUGUAUUGCAUUUCCACUCAAUGAUACCUCUCCUUUUUAGCAUUGUAUUAGAUAGUAAUCAUUAGCUCUUAUGUAAAGAAUUCCCUGCUCCCUCCGUCUUGGAGAACAACUGUCAUUUUGGGAGCUGACAUUAUCAAUACCAUAAAUACUCAAUUGUUAAUAUAGUGUACAUUAUUAUAGAAACACUGCACCACAGGGUAUAAGAGCCUUUUAACAGUGUGUUAGAUAUGCUGAUUGUCCAAAAGGCGAUGAAUGGUCUACAUUUAUAUUUCCACAGCUCGUUCAAAAGGGGGUGUUGAAAGGCUCUUAGCAAAGAAACAUAUCAAAAUUUUAACUGCUAAUGAUAUACUUUUUUAAAAAGAACAUAGGCAAUUAGACAUGUUUUAAUUGCACCUUCGUGGCUUAGAAAGAAUGAAAUAUAGGUACAGAAAUGCCGACACAUGAUUUUGGUUGCUUGAAGAGGUGAUAGAUGAGUUGUGGUUAACUUACAAAAUAACCAACCUAGAAGGAUAACUGCUUUACUAUGACUGUAUUCUGAGUACAAAUUUCCCUAAGCUUUUGCACACAGUUGCAUUGUUGGCCUUCCGUUGGGUUGAUAACAAUAGACCACCAUGGCUCAGGCAGACCUACUCACAAAAGGCUUAUGGGGCUGACUGUCAUAGUCUUUUGAGGAACAACUCCUCUUCUGAGAAAGUGCCUAUUGUCAACCAAAAGAGACGUCACAAAUGUUGCGCUGUCUAUAUUUAGGCCCUCAGAUGAUAACACUCAAAAGGAAAUGCAGACCUCUCUUGAGAACCCAUGGAGGCUGUUUCUUAUCAGUCCCGGAGUUCCUGGAGUUCUUUCUUCCUGGGCACGUGCUUUUCAAUUGGUGUAGGCAUAAACUUUAAUAUCAAGAAUAAGGAGGCUGGUGUUUGCAUUAACCUGCAAAUGCAUGUCAGUCACUUGUGUAUUGCAAGGUUACACACAUACGUGCAUUAUAUAUGCCUAUAUACACAGGUGAAUUUACAAAAGCUGGUGACAAAAAUCAAAGAAAAAAUAUUUUGUUCUUUUAUACCCAAUUUCAUGUGCUUUUCUAUCUUCCAGUCUCUCUAAAGUUAUAGAAAGGAGAGUUACCGCAAUCAUACUGGAGAAGUAUAAGACAGAAAAUACAUUUAAAGUUCUUCACAUAGGAUAUGCCCCUUUGUUCUAGGACUCCUGGAAUGUAUAUUAGCUACAGUGGGUUAUGGUUCCUUUACUUCCCAUUACUCAAAAUGGACAUUUCCAGGGCCAGACAUUUCUGUGUUCUGCUAAGAUAACCUACCUGCCACAGGCAAAAGGAAGUGAAAUUACAAAAUUAGCCUUAAAAUUGAGGUUUGGGGGCAUUGUUUUAGCUUUUGCACUUGGAAGAGACCUUGUCCUUGACUUCAAAGACUACUGGGUUCUAGAGUGUUUUCUUAUUUGUUAAAGUCAAGUGUGACAAAUACCUUUAAAGCUGAAUGGGUGAUCAGAAAAACCAUGAGUGCAGAAACCAUUGUUCUGACUUUAGCUGCAUUCAAAGCCAACAGCUGGUCUCAAGCUGUAAGAGACUCACUGGCGCAGGAAACGGGUUUGAAAUGGAACGUGUGCCUUUCCGUAUCAGGCUUACAAACCUUUUCCAGGAUCUGACAAUGACUCAGACAGUUUUAGCUAAUGACGUACAGCUUCAGCCAUCAUGAGAUUUCUAUCUACACACAUGUUCCCAUAGGUGGGUAAGAAACAUAAUGGUUUUUUGAACUGCGCCGGGCCUUCAUUAGGGAGGGAAAGUAUCAAUUGCUUAUUUUCUUGGUGCAGUUUCCACAGUAUUCUUUUCCAGACCCCUGUCCUCUGUGUGCAUGGCACGAUGUACCAUGGCUGAAAUGCACCCUGCACAUAUUCGGCAAACGUUGUAUAUAGUCUUAGGUUUCCAGAUUUUAAAAUUCUCCACAGUAGAAUUUAGUCAGACUUUAAUGAAGGGUGAGAGCUUGUUUGCACACAUGUGCUAAUGAUACAUCACAUGUGCUAAUGAUACAUCACAUGUAUCAUGACUCUGGGUAGCCUCAGCCAGCACGCAAACAGUGCAGGCUCUUUGUGGGACCAGCUGACUGCAUGUUUGAGUCCUACACUGUAUAGGUGCUCUUGAUGCAUCCAGAAUAUUUUUUUAUUAUUAUACUUCUGAACAACGUACUAAUAGGAUUAGGUGGAUAUGUAUUUGAAAUGAAAACAUUUUGCAAGGCAAUCUAUCCAUCUUUAACUCUGUCAUGAUGCUAUGAUGGUGGAAGAUGAGACACUGUAUUAUGGGCAGGUGGUUUUGACAAGUAUCUUGAGAGCCUCGCACUGAAUGUGAUUUGGCAGACAGAAGAGCUUGUAAUAAAGGAUGAAUAGAAACCCCAACAGUAGAAAAAAGCGUCAAAGCUCAUAGUGCCUCCCAUUUACAUCAGUGACUUUGAAAUAGUUCAGGAAUAGUGGUCGAAUUUACAUUCAAACUACAUUCUUUUUUUUAAAGUUGAAAAUUAAUAUUUAUUUCAAAAUAUCUAAAAUUAUAGUCUUCUGAUUUUUUUAAUUUUUAAAACAAUCUUUUUUUUUUUUACAACCAAUCACAGUUCCCUCUCCCUCCCAUCUUCCUACUCCCCCAAAAUUCUCCCCACCAUACCCCCAUCCACUCCUCAGAGAGGGUGUGGCUUCCCAUGUGACAGACAUAAAUGCUGUCACAUCACUUGAGGCAGGACCAAUGGCCUCCCCCCUGUAUCUGGGCUGAGCAAGGUAUCUCUCCAGAGGGAAUGGGCUCCAAAGAGCCAGUUCAUGCAGUAGGGAUUAAUACUGGUUCCACAGCUAGUGGUCCCACAAACUACCUAAGUCACACACUGUCACCCACACUUAGAGGGCCUAGUUUGGUCUUAAGCAAGUUCCCCAGCUGCCAGUCCCACUGGUCGGGUCAGAUGUUUCUGUGAGUUCCCCAUCAUAGUCUUGGCCCUUCUGUUCAUAAUAUUACUCCUCUCUCUCUAUGGCUGGACUCCAGGAGUUCAGCCCAGUGCUUAGCUGUGCAUCUCUGCAUCUGCUUCCAUCAGUUACUGGAUGAAGGUUCUAUGGUUACAAUUAAGGUAGUCAUGAAUCUGAUUAGAGGGGAAGGGUAUUUUAGUACUCUUUCCUCUAUUAGAUUCUUAGCUGGAGUCAUGUUUGUGGAUUCAAAGGCUAGGCUCACAACCAAACUUCAUGCUUUAAAGAAUUUUAUUUUCAUUUCAAACCUGGUUGCACGUUUGUUACAGUUAAGAAAAUUCCCUACAACUUUGCAUUGGUCAGAGGACAGAGAGCUGUGAGAAUGUGGGGUUUUAAAUGGCUCCUAGAACAAUGGCCUACUCAGUACUUUAAUAGGAAUGUCAAUUAUAAGAGCAAACCAAAAUGAAAGUUUGAAAAUUAGUCUAACUGGACUCCAAAUACAAGUCAUAUGGAAUUUAAGGAGAUAUUGUUUACCUGUGAGAACCUGGGAAACUUCAGGAUUCUUUUGGAAAAAAACCUGUUGAUUUUGUUUUGUUUUAUUUAAGUUAAUCGUCAAAGAAGUGCCUGGAAUUGCGCAGCAGUUGGUCCUUGUGAAAUUGUCCUUUUAAAGAGUUUUGAGGUUAUAAUUUAAUUAUAAUAUUUUCCCUUCCUGUUCCUCCCUCCAAACCCUUCCACAUACCCCUCCAUGCUCUCUCUCUUUCCAAUUCAUGGCCUCUUUUACCACUAUCUUAGUUGUUGCUGAAUUUUACUACCGUGUAUCAUUUCUCUUUUUAAAGUUAUUUUCUGAGUCCCCCGCUCCCAGUGUUUCAUGUAGAGAAAGAGAAAAUUUGUCUGGAUCUACCACACAUAGAUACCUCUAAAAUGAGCAUUUUCUUAGGUGAGUGCUGUGCUUUGAUAUCUUUCUUAGAUGUGAGUAUGCUCCUGGGAUUCUGUUGGAAAGGGAGAGAAGAAAGUAUGCUUAAAAUUUAAAUAUCAUUGGGUGCCAUCUCCAAUUCUGAUUCCAGCUCUGUCAAUCUAGCAAAGUUUGGAUAACUGUCUUUAGCGUGCUGUUUUUCUGUCUCAGUUUUUCAAACACUGAGUACUAAAACAAAGGCUCCAACUACUCCCAGGUUCUAUCAAGCUGUUAUUAGGUCAAUGGGAAGUCACUUUUUUUUUUUUAACAGGAAAACCACAUUAGUCAUUUGAAAGGGCACUAAAACCUGCUCGUGGUUGUGUGUCCUUCGUGACAGUGUUUUAAUUGAGAAAUUGAUGGGGUUGUUAUUGUUAGAAUUCAAGGAAGCAAUGUUCAAUACAUAGACAUUUGAUUUUUGAACAGAUUGCAAUUUUGUUAAUGUUUUCUCAUUCUGCAAAGAAGCUUUUGUCCUCAGGGUUCCACAUAAAGUCAUUUUGUUAUAUUUGCUGUGAUGGCUCAGGGUAAGAAAAGAACAAGAACACUAACACAAAGGGGACUUUUUUCAACAGAAAGAACAUUUAUGUUUAGAUUUCUCACUGGGUUUUGUUAGGAUUCUCACCUAACUGCAAUUUAAAAAUAUGUUUCCAACUAAGAAUUUACUAGAACUUUUUUGAAGUACGCAUAGUUGCAAGCAUCAAAAAAUUAUUAGCUUUAAAAGUCUUUAAAAAUAAAGACUUAGAGUCAAAGGGGGCUAAAAAUGUCAUUGGCCCCAACUUUUUGCUAUCUACUCUAUCCUCUAUUUGCUAAACAAUUAGUAAUAUUUAUAUUUUUUAUCCAUUGUAUAACAGCAUUACAGCUAACAGUUGCUUUAAAAUACACAUACUUUCCACCAGUUUCCUUUGAGUAGAAAGAGUUAAGCCAAAGGAAAACAUGACUACCCCUUUUCUAGAGUCAUCAUGUAUUUUCCUGACUGGCACACCCACCUGAAAGGUAUAAGGACAACAUAUAUGUAUUCUAAAUCUUAAAGAGUUUUUAAACAUUUAGAUGAUAUCAGUUUCUAAAGUUGGCUCAACUGUAGCAAUUGAACAAGAGAUAAAUUCAGAUGCCUCUGUGCUGAAUAGAUUCAUCUUUACUGUUAGUUUGUUUUUUUCUGAGCAAAGGACUCACCCAUGUGCUGACUCAAGUCCCCAGAGGAGAAUUGGGUGAAAUGUGAUCUUGACAAUGAAGUUCCAGAGUUGCCACUCUUUGAUGACCUGUCCUUGAUUUCCAUGUCUCUCCAUUCUAAAGCUUAGAUUGUCACUAAAGUGUUUUCAAAUUUUACUUAUUUAAAAGAUUUAUCAUCCAUAGCUCAAUAUUAACUAGGAGUUACAGUCCUUUUGUUAGUCUCUAUUCACCUCUGUUUUUCUGCGCUAAAACAUAAAUUAAUUUUCCCCACAUUUAUAGAGGUUCUCUUUGUAUCUCCUGGACUUGACUCAAUUUUUCUCAUUUAGGAUAUUUCUAGAAUGAGACACUCAGAUGUUAAGUCAGUUGACUUUUAAAAAUUAAGACAAAGAAACGCUUUCUCUAAAGCUAAAAUAUUUUAAGUAACAAAUUAAUUACUUGAAUAGUGAUACCUAAUUAUAUUCAAUACAUCAAUGUGUUAUGCUGUGCCCCUUUAAACUGUGAUUAAUAACUUUAAUUUUCAAAGUAUUUUAUGCUCAAUCGAUGCUUCUCAGCUGUCUGAGAAGGGUCGUGUCCGAAGGUCCUGAAGCAAGAUGGGUUUUUCCCACACUAUUCUUUUAUCUCUUGUACCUCAAAAACACUCAGGAAGGCCAACAUACCCAGAGCGUUUCCUUGCUUACGUUAUCUUUAGAGUACUAAAAUUGAUUGAACUCAAUGAUGAAGUUGGACAUGUUCGUGAAUUUGGAUAUAGAAAGAAUAGGUUAGCCCAAACUUGUUUACAUGGCAAUAGAAGUUGUGGCUGGUUCUAGAUUAUCAUUAAAGUGCCGAGUCAUGCUAUGUAGGGAAGAGCCAUGAAUCAGAAAUUUUAAAGUACCUACCAUGGGUCGUAUGUCCUGAGAGUACUUAUACGCUUUGUAAUUUAAGAUUUUCUGUCUCUUGCUUCUUAAUGCAAGGUGAUUUGUAUGCUUUGUGGGAGUCAAAACCACUCAGGGAUUGGAUAAUGAACCGGAGAUAUCACAGCCUAGCGGAGAGAAGUCAAAUCCGUGUGCUUCUUCCCCUUAGAUCUAGAAGUAAGUGAAUGUUAGUUAGGCUCAUAGUUACUGAGUAUUGCCUGCACUAAUCAAGGUAGUUAAAUAAUCAUAUUUAAUUCUGCAGCAUUCCUAUGAAGAAGUAAAUUAAGGAACUUAAGUAGGAUUGCAGUACCUAAUUAAUAAACAACAGAUCAGUAAAGCUGGUAUUCAAACACAAGCAGUUGGACCUUAGAAAAAUAUCUUCCUGCAUAAUCCUUGGGCUAUAAGGACAGACUUUUCCAGCAUGAAUUCCAAUUUUUUUCAGGACCUAUACAGUCAAAGAUUCUCUAAAUAAAAAGAAUUAAAACAAAACAAAACAAAACAAAGCUGUACCCUGUAACAUCAAUGCUUGACUUUCCUGGUGGCCAGAGUAAAUGGCAGAGAUUGAGAACUGUUGUGAAUAAAAUCAGCCAUGAUCUAAAAACUGAAUUUCCCUUCACUUCUCCCAGAAGCUGACAGGCACCAAUGGGGAUGAAAUGGGAAAAGUAGUUACAAUAAGAGACAAAAGUAACACAUGACAGGUAUGAGUAUUUUAGGUUGUCUUUCCCAGAUGAAUUUUCACCUAAGAAGGGUUUUUUUUAAUAUAUAUAUGUUAAAGAAAACAAUAUAUGCUUAAGAUUUUUUUCUUUCUGUAGUUUAGGUGAGACAUCAGAAGUCUUUCUUUAAAAUUUUUUUGACUCACUGUGUUUUAAAUAGAGUUUUCAAGCCUUUUUAUUGAUUAUACUGAUGACCGUUUCUUGCCAAAGCACUAUUAAAUGCAUCUUCAAAUGACCAAUUUCUGUUUAGAAUGGAGUCUUAUGUUCUCACCCAAAUUUAACGUGCUUGUUACCUAUCUGUCUCUAUAUAGACAGAUAGAUAUAUAUUUGCUUUAAACAAAUUAAUUUUCUCUAACGGAAAAAGUUAAGAUCUAAAGUGUGAUCAAUUUUGUUUUUCAAUCUAUUGAGAUGUUUGAAGGAAGUGUCUUGAGAGAACUAAAGACAGAUAGGACAUGGCCAACUCACAGUGCAGAGGUCUCAACCCAAGCUACUCUAUGCGUGACAGGAGGCAGAGGGAACUAUGAGUAACACGCAGAUUUUGUCUAAGUGGGAGGAUCCCUGGGACUCUAUCCAAAGUUCUCAUGGUUAGGUCACCUUCAUCUUUGGCAUUUUCAUGUAAAUGAGGUGCUACAUGUUCAUUGCUAACCUGUGCUGAUUGUGGCAUUUGGUUAAAGAACACUGCCGGAAAGCUACAGGGUAUUGGGAGAACACUGUUGACUCCUAAGUGAUUCCUCCUUGUGAGAUAUCUUUUUAAAUAGUUUUUGUUUGGUUAAUUUUGAAAUCACAUGCUACAACCGUGGUUUUGAUUUGAAUGAAACAUUGUGAACUAGUUUGAAAACUUGUCAGUUAUUUAGGGCUUUUAACAUGAGAGGAUGCUUUUCUACCUACUUCCAAGUUUACCAGUUUGGCUUCAAUCCAGAAGUCCAAGUCCCUAAAGUACCUGGGUGAUUGGUUUGCCUCUUGAUUAGAUGGUUUCCAGACAACACAUUUAUGCAGAAUCAUUGGUUGAUGAAGAACCAGCACAAACAAGGGGGGAUAAAAUCUAGCUCAAUGACUGAAUAAAGCAGAUAGAAUAUUUAUAGUUAAUAACUGAUGUAAAAAACACAUUGGCAAGUAUUGUAUCCUUAUUCUCAGCUAAAUGAUCUUGGGCAAUGUAAAAUUGAGCCACCUCUUCCCAUGGUGAGGUACUUCGCUGAGUAAAGGAAAUUGAAAAGUGUUGAAAGAGUUGGUUCCAGACUUUUUCAACCAAAAUGCUAUGAAAAUAUUUCUGAUAGUAGCCCAGUUGAUCAAGUAGGAAGGUGAGCUAGGCAGUAAACUAUGCAAAUUAGAAUGACUGAUAUUUUUUAGUUUUGUGUCCAAGUUUGACUGAACUGAGUCUUUAAUAUUGGUCUAUUUUAUCUUCUAAGAGUGGAUUAUUAAAUAAAAUCUCAAUGUACUUUAUUUAAAAUCAGUUAUCUAACAUAUUUCAUUUCAGAAAUUUUAGUGGCAGGGACUGCUUUCUGACCCCCAGGGGGAAUGUUUGAUGCUGUGAGUCUCAGCAUCUCCAUCAGCAACAUGAGAUGUUAAGUUGGCUCGGUUUUUAUAUCGGAUCCACUGGCUUCCCUCUAUAGCAGCCUCCUUCUGUGCUAAAGCUCAUUAUAGUUAGAGGGAGGGAAAAUUCAUGCUUUACCUAAGAAACUGACUUAAACUCUCAUUGUCAAUGGAUAUUUCCCUCUCUGGUGAAAGGGUUAGGGUAAGUUGGACAGUAGGUUAGAAUCAUUUCCACACCUACAUGUUGUGGUAAGAAAUUCUGUUACAACUGGCGGUUGUUUUCUGUUGUUUAUUGAGAUGGCAGUGACUUCAGGAAAUGCUUGGUACUCAGACAAUACUACUGAAUUAUCCAUAUCUAAGAUACAUUAAACAUUAUUUAUUUCUUUUGACUCUAUGUUCUACUGACUUUGUGUACACCAGUGAUACCAUUUUGUACCUUACAAUGUAAACUCCUGACUGAUCUUGCUACAGGGAUUUAUUUUUUUCAAGUUCUCAAAAAUGUUUCUGCCACUGUAACCAUAUUUGUGGAUAUUAAAAAUGCUUCCUAAGGGUUAACUCGGUGGAAAUAUUUGGUUUAUGUAUUGGAUAAGGAAAUUUGGUUUAUCUAUUGACUAAAGAACACUUCAUGGAAGAUAUUUUUAAUACCAAUAUGUUAAACAGUACUUGUCUAUAGUUUUCAAAAUUUGCUUCAUGCUAGGCUGAUCAUGUUUUUCUACUUAAAUCAAGACAUUGCAGUGUGUAAUAUAGAAAUUUUGUAUGUACUAUUGACUUAUUGCUCAACUGCUUAGAGAUUAUGUGAAAACAUCUUAAAUUGGAGACUUUAAGGUCAAUUCUGAAAUAUUGUGAUCAAAUUCAAUUGCAGUUGGGAAGUUUGUCACAAUUUCCACUUUAUUGAAAGUUUGUUCUAAAGAAAUUGUUGUUUCCAAAAAUGAAUUGGCAGGUGGAAGUUUCUAACCCAAAAUAAUCCUGGGUUUUAGCACAAUAAACUGUAUUUCAUCAGGGAGGAUUAACUUUGCUUUUUUUCACACUUUAUUUAAAUGUGGAUAUUUUUUCAUGAUACAAAAUAAAAUGUGCAUUUUAUGGA